Molecule: messenger RNA, 2733 nt
Organism: Xyrauchen texanus (razorback sucker)
Lineage: Eukaryota; Metazoa; Chordata; Actinopteri; Cypriniformes; Catostomidae
Product: cytotoxic granule associated RNA binding protein TIA1-like
Exons: 11
Coding region: 149-1171 (340 amino acids)
Molecular function (GO): mRNA binding
Source: RefSeq, a predicted model, not a curated record
UGCAACGUCACGUGAUGACGUUUCGUGGGUAACGUCAGAGGAAGUUAUUCCAGUAAAUUCGCGUUAACUAUCAAGUAAAAAAUCUUAGAGGCUUAGACUUCUCGAACCUUAGAAAACAUAGCAUUUUCGACAUUUACCCACCAGCACGAUGAUGAUGGACGAGGACCAGCCCAAGACAUUGUAUGUCGGGAACCUCUCCAGGGACGUGACGGAGGCCCUCAUUCUGCAAGUGUUCUCCCAGAUCGGUCCCUGCAAGAGCUGUAAAAUGAUAAUUGAUACGGCUGGAAACGACCCGUACUGCUUUGUGGAGUUCUAUGAGAACAGACACGCUGCUGCAGCUCUGGCUGCCAUGAAUGGCAGGAAGAUCUUGGGGAAGGAUAUGAAAGUUAAUUGGGCCUCAAUGCCAAGCAGUCAGAAGAAAGACACAAGCAAUCAUUUCCAUGUCUUUGUUGGUGACCUGAGCCCAGAAAUCUCAACGGAUGAUGUCAGAUCAGCAUUUGCUCCUUUUGGAAAGAUCUCUGAUGCCCGCGUGGUUAAGGACUUGGCCACAGGCAAAUCUAAAGGAUAUGGUUUUAUCUCCUUCAUUAAUAAAUGGGAUGCAGAGAGUGCCAUUCAGCAAAUGAAUGGCCAAUGGCUGGGAGGCAGACAGAUCAGAACAAACUGGGCCACAAGAAAGCCGUCAGCACCCAAACCAAACAAUGAAGCCAGUAACAAACACUUGUCCUUUGAGGAGGUUCUGAACCAGUCGAGUCCCAGCAACUGCACUGUGUAUUGUGGUGGAAUUGCUUCUGGCCUUUCAGAUCAGCUGAUGAGACAGACAUUCUCUCCAUUUGGGCAAAUAAUGGAGAUCAGGGUUUUCCCAGAGAAGGGCUACUCGUUUGUGAGGUUUGACUCGCAUGAGGGUGCUGCCCAUGCUAUAGUGUCUGUGAAUGGCACCUGCAUUGAGGGCCACACUGUGAAGUGCUACUGGGGCAAAGAAACAGCUGAUAUGAGAUCCAUGCAGCAGAUGCAGAUACCCCAGCAGAAUAAACCUACCUAUCCAGCACAGUCUUACGGACAGUGGGGCCAGUCAUAUGGCAACGGUCAACAAAUGGGCCAGUAUAUGGCCAAUGGCUGGCAGAUGCCCUAUGGAGUCUACGGGCAGGCCUGGAAUCAGCAGGGAUAUAAAUAAGUAAACGUUGCGAUCUAAUCCUUCAGUCCAAUCAUUAAACCCUGCUUCAGUGUGGCAUCUGCCAAGUGGGACUCACCAUUAAACCAGUUCAGGGGUUGUUGAAAGGGCUGCAUUCAGCCCAUUGUAUAUUAUACUCAGACCAUUAACCUGGAAGGAAUCCUGUCUUUAUAUUGUUUUUUUUUAGGCCCCAAGACAUAUUUUUUAUUUUUUUUUUGUCAAUUUCUUUUUUUUUUAAAGUAAUACAUUUUGGGGACUUUAAUUGUAAAACAAAUGGAAUGUCUUUUCAAUGUGUUCUGCAGGCUGAACUUAGCUCGCACCUCAAAUUGUGUUGAAAAUAUGAAGCCUAACAAACUGCACUCUUUGUAUGGAGAUUUUUUUCUUUAAACCUUUUUUCCCCCAAAAGAUUUUUUUUCUUUUUCUGUACAACUCUGCUUACAUUUUGUUUACAAGAGAGGUUUCAAGAAUUGUGUUAAUCAAAUAUACAAUAUUUUAUCUCCUAACAUCUAGUGAUAUGGUAUUCUGCAUAUAUAAGGAUUUCUCUGUGGCCUUGACGUGUACAUGAGGUUUCAGGAUCUUGUAAAAGUAUAGAAAGUUUUGGACGCAAUUACUGAAGCGUUUAACCAAUUCUAUUAACACAGAGGUGCAGAAGAAAUGCUUGCUUUUUGUUCAAUUUAAAUGUUAGAACAUUAAUUUUGUAACAUGGAAUACAUAAUUGUUUAGUUCUAUUUUUAAAACUUUUUGUUUAAUGUUUUUACAAAAUCAUGUUUGCUUCGAUCAGUUGAGGAUGUGACGGCACCGUGGCUAAUUAAAGUUAUAGGCAGUGCUGUAGCAUCUUUGUAAAGAUUUUUGUAAUUCUGUGUAAAAUGAGGUUGUGAAUUAUUUCUUUAGAUUUUGUAAAUUCAGGGUUUGUUCAACAUCUGUAAUGUAAUAAUGUUGCAUGGACAUUCUGAGCUCUGUUCUUGUUACAAUCUCUUGUUAACAUAAACUCCAAGGUGUAAAUUAGUUACUAUGAUGCCAUUUAAAUGUGUCCUUCAUUCAUACUUUACCCUCAUGAGUCACUGUUGAUUUUACAAGCCAAAAACAAUGAUGAAAAAAGUGAGACAAUGCAUGCUCCCACCUUGCUGUUUUGAAACAGUGAUUGUAAUGUCAGUGUUGGUUUUAUAUGAAAAGGGGAAGAAUUGUGAUAUACUCUCUAGGAUUUCACCCACAUGCUGUCGAAUUACUCACAUGUCUAAAUUACUUAACCUGGACACUGAUGUCAUUCUAUAUUUAUUUUCUUUCUCUUUUCUCUCUUGGCCCCUAAACAGAGUCAUGAUCAAAAAACCAACUGAUCAAGUCAAAAAUGAUGAGCAACCAUCUUUAUUUUUUUUCUUGUCAUGCAAAUUUAUCAGCAUUAGUUAUUUAAUGUCACUGCUUUUGAUCUUUUUUUUUUUUUUUGUAAAAAGUUUGAGAGGUUUACUGUUUUAUUGAGACACCCCCUAUUAUAUGCUUCCAUCUAAUGUUGUUCCACUUACUGUAUUCCAUGUGUAAAAACACUUAAUAAUAACCCUUCAAAACAGUUA